Molecule: messenger RNA, 3054 nt
Organism: Psylliodes chrysocephalus
Lineage: Eukaryota; Metazoa; Arthropoda; Insecta; Coleoptera; Chrysomelidae
Source: the annotation of a GenBank genome assembly
UGAAAAUAUGAUUGCCAAUUAACAUGUUGGCUUCUAAUAUCUGUGGCUCUCUGCUGCAAGACACUAGUAGCUGCUAACAUAUCUGGAACAACCAUUUCGAAUUGAAAUUUUUACUGCGAUUUGGUAGGUAUUUUCGGCUCAAGGUCCAAAAUACAUAGAACGUCAAAAAAAUUUUGGUGGCCACUGGCAUAAUAGCCAAAACCAAACAAAACUAUUGUUGUCACGUGAGGGUGUAGACCACAUAAUUACUUUUCUAAUAAAAUUCUUUUAUAUUGUGUAUUAAAAUAAGGGUGGUGAAUAGUCGUUUUACUCAAACUUUUGCCAAUUAGUUUGGAAGAAAUUUAUUACGUUCUUUUAAGAUCUGUUCCAGCUCCUAAAUGAGAUGCCAUUUUGUCGUUUUGGAUCUAAUUUUAUACUCACACCCUUUUUAGCAAAACAGAACAGCUGAUGAUUUGAGUGAUUUGACCCAAGCCCUAGGUUGGUGUCUCGUGAUUAUUGACAAUUUAAAAAGUGCUGACAACAUAAUUUUAGAGAACUACACAUGUGAACUGUUUAUGCGUUAGACAAAGGUAGAGAUAUAUUUUGUAUUGCCGUAUUGAAAUUAUUAGCGCAAAAAAUUUGAAAUGGAAAUUAUUAAUCCCAGACCUAAAAAAUUUGGGAAAUUUUUGCCGAAUGUACCUCUUCCAGCUAUUAGAGAAAAAUUUAGGACGAGCGCGAAAAUAAAUUGCAAAUUUAAUGAAUUUUCAGUACAUAUUAAUGACCCCAAAGACAUAAAGUUGAUUUUUGAAAUGGGGUUCUUUGGUAAAGGUAAUUUUUCUAGAAGUUAUCCACAAUAUAACAAUGAAAAACCAGAUAUUUUAAGAAUUCGACAGUACGAUAAACGAAUGGAAUGGGCAUCAAAAAACCCUCUAAAAUUUAGAAACAAUAAAAAGAUUAUUAUUGUUCAAGAUUCUGAUGGUGAAUAUGAAGAUUAUUUCAAUGAAUUACAGCCUGUAUAUUCUGUUGAUAGAUCUGGAAUGAGAGAAGUCCUCUUUUUGAGUUUAGAAGAAGCCUUUUUUCUUGCCUAUUGUGUAGAAGCUUUGGCAAUUGAAGUUGAAUCACAAUACCUCGACCCUGAUACAUUAUGGGCAUCAUUUUCAAAAUGUGAUCCGUAUUUUGUAUGCAAUUAUGUUGCUUAUAAUUACUUCCGAACUAAAAAUUGGAUUGUGAAGCCGGGAAUAAAGUUUGGUGGAGAUUUUUUAUUAUAUAAAGAAGGACCAUCUUAUUACCAUGCAUCAUAUGUGGUAAUUUUGGAUGUUUUUCAUGAAGGCCGUAAACGAGUAGAAGCAUUGACUAAGAGAUCCAUGGACAAUAUUUCACUUCUGUGUUUAAACAGAUUAUGUGAAACAGCUGGAAAAGAACUUAUGGUUUGUGAAAUAACUCUACCAGAAGAAGUUGACUACAAGGAUCUGACAAAUGUUACAAUAAAGGAGAUCAUAAUAAAUAGAUGUUCUGAAUCAAUCGAACGUUCUUAAGUUGAUAGGCUGCAUAAUUAGUAACAGCAAUUUCUAAUAUGCCAUAUUAGAGUAGUUUUUUUAAUUUUUUUAAUCUAAGUAUGUAAGUUUAUUAUUUCUUUAAGGAAAUAUAUAUUUUUGAGAAACCAAUUUUUGUAAUACACAAAAUUGUACUUAUUUUAAAAUAUUUUUUUGCAUGUAGGUAUCCCAAUUUGUUUUAUUACUUAAAAUAAAGGUAACCAGUUAAUAAAAAAGAAUUUUUAGGAUAUAUUGCUCGAUAUAUUUUGUCUAUUGCUCUAUAAGCAAAUUUAUGAUUAAUUUUUAUUUUAUUUAUAUAAUUAAUAAAAAUUUGAUUAACAUUUUUUGUAUUCUUUCUGGAUUUAUUUAAUUUUCUUCACUGGUCUAUAAUGUUACUAUAGAUUAGUUUUCUUUGCAUAUGGACGACCUGUUUCUAUGGGGAAGACCCAUAUUAUUAUUAUUAUUAUUAUUAUGCAUCAACUUAAAAACAUUUUUUUAGUGACCCACAAAUACACAUUUCUUUAAAAAAAUAUCAACUAUCAUUAAACAUUUAUAAAUUGUUUGUGUAUCCAGUUACUUUCUAUUUUACCAGGGCUGCCGAGAGCAGGUGGGGCCCCAGGACAAUUUUUAUAAAGAAAAAAAAAAAAAAAAAAAAAAAAAAGGUCCUCAAGCAAAAACUUUUCGUUUUUAGUGAAAUCUAAAAAAGGGUCCCCCUUUUGCAUUUCCUUCUAUUUUUUGUAAAAAAAACCAAGUCCUCCCUUUUGUAGUGAACUUCUGAAAAAUAAAACGUCCUCACCUCACCCCUUGUGCCCGGAGCCCCGGGAAAUUGUUUCGCCAGCCCCCUCUCGUCGGCGCUGGGUUAUACAAGUGACAUCCAAUCUAAUUUUUUUAUUAUGAACUGAAUGGCCUUUCUAAAAACUAAAUAUUGGCCAUUUUGAUAAUACAAUCUUGAUUUAUUUUUAUUCUUCAUUACAUAUUUUGAAGCAAAUCACACUGGUUUUAGCAAAGCAAAAUUUUAAAAAUAAUUAUAUGGAUUAAAUUAUUUAAGGGGCCACUAUUGAAUUUGAACACUUUAACAAUAAUAGAUUUUAUUCUACUUCAAAAAUUACAUAUUUUAGCCUAAAUAAAAAACAGUCUAGUGAAAAUACAAUCAACUCAAUGUUAUGAUGUUUACUUUGAUUCCAUAUAUUCACAUCCAAUUGAAUGCAUUUCCAUUAUAUGAAAUAUAACAUGACAGUUUACAUCCCUAUUCUUUUCCUUUCUUUCGUAGUUAUUCCAGUUCGCCUGUAUUCUGAUCGUUCUUUCAGGUAUUCUUGUUUACACCGUUCUUUAAAUUCAUCGUUUUGAUACCAUUUCGUAAGGCAUUCUUUUAAUUUGGUAUUUUCUUGUCUGCAAUUUAUCACUAUCAGUAAACCAGCAUUUUUACCACAUUCUGAAAAUUCUUUAACUUCUUUAAAGCAUUUCUCUACUCUUGUUACCUCUCUCAUUUUCUUUGGAAUCAUUACUUCCAUUUCAACUUUCCGUAAAGAUAAGUCAUCUGGAU